AUGGAAAUUGGUGAUGGUCAUAAAACUUUUGCAUGGUUUGAUAUCUGGGAUGAUGCCUGUCCGUUGAGUUCUUUUCUGACCCCUAGGAUGAUAGCUAAUACUGGGUUUGGUAUGCAAACUAAGGUUGCUGAGUUGUGGGAAUUUGGAGGAUGGAGGUGGCCGAAUGCUUGGGUUCAGCGAUUUCCAGGCUUACAAAACACGAGGGCCAUUAACUUGAAUCCUAAUGUGCAGGAUAGGGUUGUGUGGAGGUCUAGUUUGGGUUCAAUUGUAGACUAUGGGACUUCGAUGGUAUGGGAGGAGAUUCAGAUUAGUCAGAGUGUGGUUCCUUGGGCUAAUAUUGUGUGGUUUUCUCAAGCUAUUCCUCGGCAUUCAUUUGUCUUGUGGCUGCUUAUAAAAAAGAAAUUAAAGACACAGGAUGUUAUGAGGAAAUGGUGUUCUUCGGGGAAUAUGAAUUUUAAUCUUAUGUGCUGUUCCUUGUGUACGUCUGGGCCAGAUUCUCAUGAGCAUCUUUUCUUUGAGUGUUCAUAUGCUUGUUGCAUAUGGCAUGGUGUGCGAGACCUAGUGGAUAUGGGAACUAUUGACUCAACUUGGGACGCGAUAUAUAAUCACUUACUUCAACAUGCGGAUUCGAAGAAGGUUAUUCAUAUUGUUGGACGUCUAGUGGUUGGUGCGGCGGUCUAUUUUGUAUGGCAAGAGCGAAAUCAACGGUUGUUCUCUAGUAAGAAGAGGAGUGAGAGCCAGCUAGUAGAGGUGAUUCUAAACACUGUCCGGAUGAAGCUACACUCCAUGAAGUUCAAGAGAUCAGUUCAAGCGAUGAGAGUGUUACAUUUAUGGAGCUUACCUCGUGGGCUGUUGAUAGAUGAUGAUGACUGCGGCUAA
Molecule: messenger RNA, 879 nt
Organism: Helianthus annuus (common sunflower)
Lineage: Eukaryota; Viridiplantae; Streptophyta; Magnoliopsida; Asterales; Asteraceae
Exons: 1
Coding region: 1-879 (292 amino acids)
Source: RefSeq, a predicted model, not a curated record